GUUGUCUAGUUCUCACCAGACUCUCAGGAUGGUGUCUAACACGAGUACUGUUGUGCUACUCUUAAAGUGUUUACUAUUAAUUGCGUGCCCAAUAUUCAUUACUGCAGCAGAUUAUUGUGGUCAGAGUUCGGAAGAUGAAAAGUGAAUAUAUAAUUAUCAUUUGCCACCCGGCAUAAUACCAGUACACUAUGAUAUUUGGUUAGACUUGUAUAGGAUGACGGGAACCAAAUACAACGGUGAAACUAAUAUUACCAUCAAGAUCGAGUAUGGAACGCAAUAUAUAACUUUGCACGCACACCGGCUGAAAAUAUUCGAAGAGGAAACAAAAUUAUUUAAUCAUAAGGACGAUACGAUUUUGUGGCCGAUGGACCAUGUGUAUCGACACUCGCAAGUUUUAAUUCUUUUCUUCCAUGAAACGUUGAAACGCGGAAUCUAUACUUUACACUUUAAGUAUAACGGUGACUGCUCUGAGGAAGGUGCAGGUCUUGUCAAACUUCCCGAUACAAACAUAAAAAGCAACAAUUCGAAUUGGAUGAUCGUAUCGCAAUUCGACAAGAUUGGUGCUCGGCAAGCGUUUCCGUGUUGGGAUGAGCCUAAGUUAAAAGCCACUUUCAACAUUACCGUGACGCAUCAUUUACAACAUUGGAUCUUCUCGACCAUGCCAAUACGAGAGGAAAAGCAUGAUGACAUAAAUUUUAGUUUAGAGGCGUUGUCUCACUUCGAAAAGACUCCUAAAAUGUCUACUUACCUCCUCGGGAUUACAGUGAUCGCAGUGGGUCGUUGUGGAUGUCUACUCGACAAUAUUUUCCGCACAUGGUGCAGAGAGAAUUUGAACGUAACAAACAGUUUCCUAGAGGAUAUGGGCCACCGGUUUCGUAGGGUCGCCAGUCACUUGACCCAAUAUACAAAUACUUCCAUGAAACUUCCUAAACUUGAUAUCAUCAUUGUACCAGAUUACGUACCGAAUAUUUCGAGUAGUUGGGGAAUGCUGCUUUUGAAAGAGUCAUGGAUAACUGCUAAAAUUAAUGAAAGUCAAGAAUUUAACGAAAUUCAGAAAGUCAAUCUGACAGGCUUCAUGGCACAUGAAAUGGCGAAGCAAUGGUUUAAUCAUAUUUUUGGUCCGACUUGGUCCGACACGUGGUUAAAUGAUGGACUUGUUUUAUACUUCAAAGCGUACAUCCUUGGCCAGAUGUAUAAAGAGGUAUAUGAAGAGCGAAUGAUGGAUUUUAUAGCGCUCGGACUACAGAAAAGUCUUCAUUUAGAUGAUAUUCGAUCAAGAAAGAAUGAAUUAUUUUAUACGGAAAGUAGUUAUGAAACAGAUUUAAUUGAACCUUUUCUUGUUGCAGACAAAACACUUAUCCUACUGCAUAUGUUGAAAUCUUUGGUUACUGUCGAGACAUUCUGGGAAGGAAUCAAAACCUAUUUAAAUACAUAUCAAUUUCUUUCGGCUACUCCUGAGUCUUUUUACAACGCCAUUCAAAGUGUCCUAAACAAAAAAAACGUUAAAGUCAAUUUUGAGGUGAAAGAAGUAAUGCAUAUCUGGUUAAAUCAAACGACGUAUUCUUUGGUGAAUGUGAGACGAAAUUACAAAGAUAACGAAGCGAGAAUAUCAACAAAUGACGCCGAGGAGCACAAGAGAACGUGGAUACCUCUAACUUUCGCUACAAAGACAUUAGACGAUUUUUCUAAUACUAUGCCUACUCAGUGGCUAAAAUAUGAUAUGACUUUUAGCACUACACUUGCUCAAUGUGAUUGGAUUAUAUAUAAUUUACAACAAAGCGGAUAUUAUCGUGUUAAGUAUGAUGCUACAAACUGGGAAAAAAUAGCGGCUUACUUAAAUUCCAACAAAUUUAAAAAAAUACAUGCCAUUAAUCGCGCACAAAUCAUUGACGACGCCUAUUACUUCCUAGUGGAAAAACAACUUGAUUGUUUUACAUUUUUCCAUAUCACGUUUUAUCUAGCGAAAGAAGUGAAUUAUACAGCAUGGUUUCCCAUGUUCCGAAUUUUGUCAUAUCUGUGGAAAUUCUUCUUACUUCCAUUUAAAGAACCUCUAAUUUUAGAGGCUGUAAAGACACAUAUACUGGGCAUUUUGAACGGGCUUCUUACAAACAUAGGAUACGAUGACAAUGAUGCUGAUGAUGAUAUUACAUUAUUGAUGAGAGGAACUGCCUUAAAAUGGGCCUGUAGAUUUGGUGAUCCUUCGUGCAAAGAAAUGGCAUCUCGUAAAUUGAAAAGGCUUUUGAAUGAUACGUGGGAUGAUUUGAUUUCGUUUCGCAAUAGGACUGUACUACCGCGGGAAGAAUGGAUAAUUUGUAAUGCUUUAAAGGGAGCAGAAAUCCGGAUUCUUAAUAACGUCUGGCACUUAUAUAUAAAAACACGUCAGAAUGUAAUUUUAGAAUUAUUGACUUGCUUUGAACAUCCGAAAGUCGUUAUUGAAUGUAUAAGCUUACUAGACGCAGAAGGAACUCAACUUAAAAAAAUCACAGACAAUCAGCAUUCUCACAUUUUUGAUAUGCUUAUUAGAAAGUAUGCACACAAUGCUGAAGUACUUGACUAUAUAUUACAGAGAUUUAAAAUUGUGAAACCUAGAUCAUAUUCCAAGAGUAGGUUGGUAAAAGAGAUUAUUUCGAAUGUAUAUUCCGAAGAACAACUCAUCAAGACAUACAAUGUUUUCAAGCAGGACACUGAAGUGUCAGAAAAUUUGACUACAAUGAUAAAUGCGCGUUCAAUCCAGCUCCAGGAUAUGAUGACCAGCUUUUUGGAAAUGUUUACGUAGUGAAAAAGAAGUGGACAGAUUCAACUUGAAUAAUUAAUCAAGUUAAUGAGCUGAACAGUUUUUAAUAAUAUUUUUAUACUACUACUUAUUCAUUAAAUAUCUAAUUU
Ooceraea biroi (clonal raider ant) is the source of this 2883-nucleotide messenger RNA. RefSeq names its product aminopeptidase N. Gene Ontology annotation, molecular function: zinc ion binding; metalloaminopeptidase activity; peptide binding. Lineage: Eukaryota; Metazoa; Arthropoda; Insecta; Hymenoptera; Formicidae. Gene Ontology annotation, biological process: peptide catabolic process; proteolysis. Gene Ontology annotation, cellular component: cytoplasm; membrane. The record is from RefSeq and is a predicted model, not a curated record.